CCGACAAAGUACAAAGUGCUGCAAGCAAAUAUGAGGAGGAGCUUAUUUCUCGCACAACCAGUUCGUUGCUGACGAAAGACGACCUGGGAUUGUAUUCAUCAGCGCACAUGAGUGCAAACAGGUUACAGCAACUCAAGAGCCAUAUUUUUCCUGAAAAUAAGAUCAGAGCAAUGGCGAGUCCUCUGACCACACACGUGCUGAACACUGCCAAGGGGGUUCCCGUGGCCAAUAUCGCCCUCAGCCUACAUCGACUGGACCACUCAACUGAAACCUGGCUGUUGAUUAACGCUGGGCACACAAAUACUGAUGGCCGUUUCCCUGGACUCAUCACAAAACAGGAAUUUCUGUGUGGUGUGUACAAAUUGCGAUUUGAAACCGCUCGGUAUUGGGAAAGUAUGGGUGAGCCCUCCUUUUACCCAUAUGCUGAGAUUGUCUUCACGAUAAGUGACCCGGACCAAAAGUACCACAUACCUCUGCUCUUGAGUCAGUAUUCGUAUAGUACGUACAGGGGGAGCUAGCGUCCAAGUGUCUUUCUCUUUCUUGGAAACAUUCAUCUCAUUUGACUGACGUGUUGCCUUGCCAUUCCGCACAAAUGUGCCAAACUUACUUGUAUUCAUUCCAAGAAUAGGGUGUCACAACCAGUAUUAGUCUUUUAAAUUAAAUUAUGAAUAUGUAGUGAUGCAUUUAGGUGUCAUAAUUUAAAUCCACUUCAUGUAUGUUUUAGAUUGUGAAUCAGAUUAUUAAACAUGGUACUGUA
This is a messenger RNA of Hippocampus comes (tiger tail seahorse), 757 nucleotides long. It is a transcript of the gene uraha, whose product is annotated as urate (5-hydroxyiso-) hydrolase a. Gene Ontology annotation, molecular function: hydroxyisourate hydrolase activity. Gene Ontology annotation, biological process: purine nucleobase metabolic process. The record is from RefSeq and is a predicted model, not a curated record. The transcript is spliced from 4 exons. Bases 108 to 518 code for a protein of 136 amino acids. Lineage: Eukaryota; Metazoa; Chordata; Actinopteri; Syngnathiformes; Syngnathidae.